AUGGCCAUAGCACAUGGUGUUAGAUUCAAAUCUAUCAUGCGCACAAUUCGUGGUUACAUUGCAUUUGACAAAGGGCAUUGUCUGUGGGGAAGCGCCUACGUUCCAUUGGAUUGGGAAUACAAAUUUUCACCGGAAUAUAACUUUUCGGAUCCGUUUUACUCAUCAUCAUCGUCACUGGAUAUUCAAGAAACGAAAACCAAUGAUUUGAGGGAAGACACUACAUGCAAACUAGAAGAGAAGAGAAGUCACCGUUCAGUAGAUUUGUCCGACACUACAUGCAAACUAGAAGAGAAGAGAAGUCACCGUUCAAUAGAUUUGUCCGACACUACAUGCAAAGUAGAAGAGAAGAGAAGCCACCGUUCAAUAGAUUUGUCCAAGGAAACCAUAUCCCAUCACUUCUACAUGCCCGUAUCUGAGGCAGCCCAGGAAAUGAAUGAGGUAGGAGAUGGUCAGCUGAAUGGAGAGGUGGAAUUGUUGGAGAGGGAGAGGCAGCUGAUGGAGGAAUUUCCGGAUUUGCAACUCGAAGAGAACACAAAGAGGCUGAGAAGAGCUUUCUUUAAAGCCAAGUACAAGAAGAAAAGGUCCAUGUCCAGCUAUAAUUAA
Pyrus x bretschneideri (Chinese white pear) is the source of this 603-nucleotide messenger RNA. Its product is annotated as protein RKD2-like. The record is from RefSeq and is a predicted model, not a curated record. The transcript is spliced from 3 exons. Lineage: Eukaryota; Viridiplantae; Streptophyta; Magnoliopsida; Rosales; Rosaceae. Bases 1 to 603 code for a protein of 200 amino acids. Gene Ontology annotation, molecular function: DNA-binding transcription factor activity.